Messenger RNA from Odontomachus brunneus, 4896 nucleotides. RefSeq names its product cilia- and flagella-associated protein 43-like. Gene Ontology annotation, cellular component: axoneme. The record is from RefSeq and is a predicted model, not a curated record. Bases 1 to 4896 code for a protein of 1631 amino acids. Gene Ontology annotation, molecular function: protein binding. NCBI's taxonomy places the organism in Eukaryota, Metazoa, Arthropoda, Insecta, Hymenoptera, Formicidae. Gene Ontology annotation, biological process: cilium assembly. The transcript has 7 exons.
AUGGAUCGAAUUAUUAAGACACCAUGCUGGGUGCGCGGCAGUAAAAUCGAAGAGAUAGUCUGGAUCGGCAAAGACGUGCUUGCUUGGUGCGUCGGUUUGUACAUUGUAUUCUUUCACGUGGCAAAGAGACGGCAAACAGUACGUUGGUGUUGGAACCAAAUUACCGGCGACGGCGCCCAUCGUAUAUCCGGACACGUAUCCUCGUCGAUCUUCGCCUUCUCCGAGAGAUCGCUGAAUCCACGAAUCUUCGUUCUCGCUUAUCCGGCAAUGACGAAGAUCUGCGAGUGUGUUCAGGGUUGCGUCAGCAGUUACCUGGCGAUCGCGUUCACGGCACGUGAUCACCUUGUGUCGUUGGGUUCUUACCCGAACUUCCCGUUGAUCGUGUGGUGUUGGCGAACGGGUGAGAAGAUUAUUGUCAUAGACACGCCUGUGCGCGACGAAGUCGGUCAGACGAUCAAGGUAACUCCGGUUGGUCGCACCAUCAUCGCCCAAGUAGGCAAGACCUGCGGCAAACUACUCACCUGGGAGCUUGAUGUCGUCAGCAAGCUUGUCAUCUUGAAAGGCACGUUAGAUCAUGAAGUAAAGCUGCCUGGCGACGCUAUAAUUCACGGGGUUGAUUGGUGUCCCGUGCAGAAUGAUCCAUUGUUGGCCAUCACAGACAAAGACGGUCACAUAUACCUGAGCAGAUACGACGGUACCGGCAUUCGUCAAAUCGUCCUUUCGCAACGCUGUGGGAUUUGCCUGGAUAUCGAGAUGCCGGAAAUAUGCUGGUUCCGAGGUGGAAUCAUUCUCCGGACGACCUUCUGUCAGAUUCGUUACUUUCAGAAAAACCCGAAGACCGACUUCUGGCACAAGCAGUGGUACAUCAAGUCGAUCAGUAAGCCGUACAUCUUGGCCGCGCAUCCCUUCAAGAACGAUUGGCUCUUUUACUACACUCUCGAAGGCUACCUCGUGCAGAUGGUCUUCCCCGAGAACGAGAACACCGCGCCUAGCAUUCAGCGACACCUGCAAAACGGCAGUAGGUAUCGCUUCCUCGACUUUGUGCGUCCCUGGUGUCAUCAUCUCGCAGUGACGGACGAUCUCAAGGAAUUAACCAUUCUCGAGAGCUACAGUGGCAGCGAAGUCGCCAAAGUGGAGCUUGACAUGGAAGGCGUUAUAUCCGAUCAAGCCGCGCAUCCGGACGACCCGUUGAUCGCCGUCGUCAGCGAUCAGGGUGAAAUGGUGAUAUUGAGUGUCAUCGAUCCGGAAAAGCCGAUGAUACUUAUGCAUUUUCGUCUUCAAAGGAAGCCCCUCGAUCUCGUUAGAUUCUCGUAUUCCGGCAAAUUCCUGAUCGCCGCGCAGAAGGAGAGGGGUAAUUGCUAUUGCGUAAACCUGCGGCGCGACAAGCCGUGGAGUGUGACGGCCCAGCUACGCUUGAACAGACGUAUCACCGACGUAGUGUUGCACGACGAUAACGACGACGACAAAAACCUGAAGAUUCUUGCUCUCUGCGUCACGUACCGACAAUUCACGGCAGGUCACCAGCUUCGCGUGUACGACGUGCCGCGACGCGACACGUGUUACUUGAUCGACACGAUCAGCAGCGCGAUCAUCUCGCUGCCCGGGCUCUAUCGCGAGCUGCGUUACGCGCCCGGCGACAAUCCCCGGAUGAUGUUAGUCGGCUCGCCCUACCUCAGCCGACAGCUGCACAUGGUGAAGUUGCGCGAAUUCAAGAACGCGACCUUGGUGGACACGGCGCUCACGGGCCACCACGUGCGGCUCGCACGCGUCUUCAGCGACCGACAUUGGUUCAUCACGUGCGCCUACGACGGAUUGGUGGUCGUCCGCGGUAAGAUACGCGAGAUCGUCGCCGUGGUGUCGACGCAUCACAGACUCGACUCGGGCAAUCGGAAGGCCAUCGUCACCCCCGAGGCUGACAGGCUGGUCGUUCUCGGUCAUGACGGCUCUCUGAUCGCGAUAUGCAUUCAUCGUGCAGGCAAGAAGAGAGAAGCAUUGUCGGCCGUAACCGGCACCGAGAAUUCCACGUAUCCGGUGGAUCACGGAUGGCGCGAGAAGUGGAUGCAGAAGAUAUUGGAAGACUAUGCUGGCCUGGACCCGGCGAUUCGUGCCUCUUUGACUCGAGCCCGACAAGAGUUCCCGGUGAACGGCAGUAACGAGACUUGGGAGGAAUGGCGAGAAGGCGCGCAGAUGCGCGAAGAAGCGACGCUCUAUGUUGCAGAAAGAGCCACGAUCAUGAAGGAUCUGAAGGCGUUGAAGGAGUCUGUGCGGCAGCUUCUCGACGCGAACGAGACGCGUCCGGAAAUAGAGAGACUACCGGUGUCCGCGUUCGACGUGGACAGAACGGGUCGCGAUCAACAAUCCAAGGCGGCCAGGGACGAGCGUGAAGACGUCCACAUGGAGCUGGAGCACGUGCAGGCCUCGACCGAUCGCGUGGCCAGCUGGAUCAAAAAGACCUUUUGGGAUUCGCAGAUCGUGCUGGGUCGCUCGAUAUUUUCUUUUUGCAGUGAUACGGAGGUGACGAAUUACUCAUUGUUCGCGGAGGAUCCGUACUUCAAGGAACACCUGCAGUGGGCGCAAUUCACCAGGGAGUCGGUGCGCAACAUCGUCGACGGCGACGCCUUCCAACCGUGGCGUGUGUACAUGGAUGACCAGCUCCAGGCGGAACUCAGCAAACCUGUGAGGGUGCGACGCGAACACGAGGAAUAUAAGAUGGACGUACUCUUCGAAGAAGAGGAGCGCAAGAUCGACCACGUUGAGGAGCUGACGGAACAGCCGGCUUUCGACGGUAUGACGACGCGUCGAUUCGUCGAACAAUCGCCUCAUUAUUACGCACAGAUCGAGUCUUAUGGGUUCGUGCAGGCGACACUGGAAGAUCGUUAUCUGAUGGACGACUGCAACAAACUCCGUAUUUACUUCAACAAGCUCUUUGAUAAUAUGUACGCGGCGAAGGAACAGGAAAUGAACGUGAUCAAAGAGAGAAAUGAAAGGAUACGGUAUAUAGAUUCCGAGAUGAGGACGAUGUUCGGUCAGAGUUUGCCGCACGUUCCCAAGGAUCCGCAGUGGCAUCCCAAGGAGAAAGUAGAGAGUGUUAUUCAAGUGCACGAACACGAAGUCAAGGCGAAGCCGUACGUGUCGCCGGCGUUGCAGUCCAUUCUGAGAAAGCAUGCAGAGGCCGUACGAGUCAAGCAGUUGCUACUGGCCGACGAUUUUCGCGAACGCGCCCUGAUGAAGAUGAUGGACGGCGUGCUGGAAAUCCGAUGGGAGGAUGCCAUCAAGGUAGACGUGCGUGAGCCCGCUUGUAUGUUGGAGAAACAGCCGGAACAGUACACACCGGCCGAUAUCGCGGCUGUGAAAAAGUACAAAACAGACGUAGAGGUUCUGCGACAAGAGCGCGAGCGUUACAAGAGAAUACUCGAGGCUGAUUACGCGAAGAUCAUUGCACAAUUGCGCGAUGGCAUCGACAAGUUUGAUACCAAGCUGAAGGAGCUUUUUCAGAAAAAACUACAAGUCGACACGGCGAUAAAUCAAUUGAAGUUGCGUCACCUGCGCGGCCGUGCGCGCAACCUGGCACGGGUCGAGGCGCUGAAAGACGACGAGCGUGUGAAACGUGAAAUAAUCGAGACGCGUCGGCACAGCGUCGUGUUGGAGAAGGAUAUGCGAAAGCUCCACGACGCGUACCAGGACAUACAAACACAGCACGACGCUCUGUGCGCUCGUGAGAAGACGAUAGCACGAAGAUUGCCGCAGGAAUUCCCUUCGUUACCCAAAAUCCACGUCGAAAUGCUCGAGAGUCAAUACAAGCGACGACCGAAGGUGUCCCUGAAGAACGCCACCGCCCACGAUCUGAUUAAUCUUGGACGAUACCUCACGAGUCACGUCAGGCCGGUCUACUUACCGGCCGCAUGCGCGGACUAUGCGAGAAUACUCGAGAGUCUGGACGCGCGACCCGUCACGCUGCCGAAAUCGGUCCACACGAGCCACUGGGACCACCUGGUCCAGGCUCGUCGCCAAAAGAUUGAGCUGGAGCUGCGGAUCCAAGCGCGGCAGUUGGAGGUGAUCACGGCGGAGCAGAUGAUCGCGGAUUUCAAUGGCAAGAUCGACGUCAACAAGUCGCGCGUGGACUAUCUCGGUGGCGAGCUGAGACGGAUGAGGGAUGAGCGAGUGACGCACGAGCAGGACGUCGAGUUGCAGCUGGUGUUGAAGAAAGGUCAGGUGGAAUUGGAUCUGCGUGGCGAACGACGCGACACGGUGGACGCCGUCAUGGUGUCGCGCCUCGAGAUCGAGAAGGUCAACGAGCACAUCCUCGCGGCGGGCUCGCGCAAACUGAACGCCUUGAAGCGCGAAAUCGACCUUCACUAUGGUAUAUUAUCGCUCGAAUGGCAGCACCGUUGUCUGAGGACGCGCUUCCGGGAGUUGGAGGAGGACCUGCACUUCCUCAGGGACGUCACGGUCACCAAGGACAUGCAAACGUAUCUGAAGAGGGUGGCGAGAAAGUGGCGCGACGAUAAAACGACAGUGCGUCUCCAGCGGCAGAUCGAGGCCGCGACGAACUCGCUGGAGAAGACCUUCGCCGAGGAGACGGACAAGCUGGAGAAGAUUCGGGAUAAGAUCGCGUCCAUAAGGAAAAAGAACGCCACGCUCGAUCGUAGUAUCACGGAGAUGAACGUAGCACGCUGGAGGAUGGAACAUGAACGAGACCUCGCGAUGGAGGCGAGACAACGCGAACACAUGGACUGGAAGAUGCGACUAUACAAGCGGCGAUCCGAGCUGGUUAGGAAGAUUCAGGAUAAUUACACCGAGCUGUUGGCGUUGCAGUCCGAACACGAGUUGUUGUGCCUGCGAAGGUAUCCUACGUUGGAGUUCUUUGAGACAUUGGAUGAUAAGGGCAAAGUAUAA